AUGUUUUCUUUCUUUCAUUCUUUCCGUCUUUCUUUCUUUCAUUCAUUUUUUCUUUCUUUUCUUCGUUCGUUCUCACUUUUAACGAGUUUUAUUCCCGAGUUAACUCAGGAGAUUGAAGAAAACAUGGAAAAACGAGAGAAAUUUUCUUCUUCUUCUUCUUCUUCUUUUUCUUCUUCUUCUUCUUCUCUUUUUCGUCCCCUUUGUUGCCCUCUAUCAAUAAUGAUAUAUUCCUUUCUUUUAUUCUUUCUCUCUUUAUCUUCUUCUUUUUACCUUUUUUUAAACCAGUUGCCCAUUAAUAAUUUCUUUCUUUUUUCUCUUUUAUUUUCUUUUUCCUUUUUUAUGUCUUUUCUUCUUUUAAACAUUCUAUCCUAUAAUUCUUUCUUUCUUUCUUUCUUUACUCUUUUUUUUUUUCAUGAUUUCUUUCAUUUUCUUUCUUUAUGUAUUUAUUUUUUUGCCGAUUUAUUUAUUUAUUUCAGUUCAUUUUUAUUUAUUUCAGAUCUUUGUUGCUUUCUUAUACGAGAGAUCUUUCUUUCUUUCUUUCUUUCUUUCUUUCUUUCUUUCUUAAUCUAUGUUUUCUCCAUAUUUCAGGCGACCACCAUUCUUUUUUUUUUCUUUAUUUCCUCCUGCCGCUACCAACAUUUCUUUCUUUUUCUUUAUUUCCUCCCUGCCGUUCUUUCUUUCUUUCUUUCUUUCUUUUUCUUAAUCUAUGUUUUCUCCAUAUUUCAGGGCUACCAUCAUUCUUUUCUUUUCUUUAUUUCCUCCCUGCCGUUCUUUUUCUUUCUUUCUUUCUUUUCUUUCUUUCUUUCUUUCUUUCUUUCUUUCUUUCUUAAUCUAUGUUUUCUCCAUAUUUCCAGGCGACCACCAUUUUUUUCUUUUUUUUUCCUCCCUUUCUUUCUUUCUUUCUUUCUUUCUUUUCUUUUCUUUCUUUUCUUUCUUAAUCUAUGUUUUCUCCAUAUUUCAGGCUACAAUCAUUCUUUUCUUUUUCUUUAUUUCCUCCCUGCCGUUCUUUCUUUCUUUCUUUCUUUCUUUCUUUCUUUCUUUCUUUUCUUAAUCUAUGUUUUCUCCAUAUUUCAGGCGACCACCAUUCUUUUCUUUUUCUUUAUUUCCUCCCUGCCGUUCUUUCUUUCUUUCUUUCUUUCUUUCUUUCUUUCUUUCUUAAUCUAUGUUUUCUCCAUAUUUCAGGCUACCAUCAUUCUUUUCUUUUUCUUUAUUUCCUCCCUGCCGUUCUUUUUCUUUCUUUCUUUCUUUCUUAAUCUAUGUUUUCUCCAUAUUUCAGGCGACCACCAUUCUUUUCUUUUUCUUUAUUUCCUCCCUGCCGUUCUUUCUUUCUUUCUUUCUUUCUUUCUUUCUUUCUUAAUCUAUGUUUUCUCCAUAUUUCAGGCUACCAUCAUUUUUUUUUUUUUUUAUUUCCUCCUGCCGCUACCAUCAUUUUUUCUUUUCUUUAUUUCCUCCCUGAGGUUCUUUCCUUUCUUUCUUUCUUUUCUUUUUCUUUAUUUCCAUUCUUUUCUUUUUGCCGUUCUUUUCUUUCUUUCUUUCUUUCUUUCUUUAAUCUAUCUGUUUUUUCUCCAUAUUUCAGGCUACCAUCAUUCUUUUCUUUUUCUUUAUUUCCUCCCUGCCGUUCUUUAUUUUUUUUCUUUCUUUCUUUCUUUCUUUCUUAAUCUAUGUUUUCUCCAUAUUUCAGGCUACCAUCAUUCUUUUCUUUUUCUUUAUUUCCUCCCUGCCGUUCUUUCUUUCUUUCUUUCUUUCUUUCUUUCUUUCUUUCUUUCUUUCUUUCUUAAUCUAUGUUUUCUCCAUAUUUCAGGCUACCACCAUUCUUUUCUUUUUCUUUAUUUCCUCCCUGCCGCUAUUUUUUUUCCACCAUUCUUUUUUUUUUUUCUUUAUUUCCUCCCUGCCGUUCUUUCUUUCUUUCUUUCUUUCUUUCUUUCUUUCUUUCUUAAUCUAUGUUUUCUCCAUAUUUCAGGCGACCACCAUUCUUUUCUUUUUCUUUAUUUCCUCCCUGCCGUUCUUUCUUUCUUUCUUUCUUUCUUUCUUUCUUUGUUUUCUUUCUUUCUUAAUCUAUCUUUUUUUCUCCAUAUUUGGACCAAUUCUUUUCUUUUUUUUACCAUCAUUCUUUUUUCUUUUCUUUAUUUCCUCCCUUUGCCUUUUUUCUUUUUUCUCCCUGCUGUUCUUUCUUUUUCUUUCUUUCUUUCUUUUAAUCUAUGUUUUCUCCAUAUUUCAGGCGACCACCAUUUUUUUCUUUUUCUUUAUUUCCUCCCGUGCUUUCUUUCUUUCUUUCUUUUCUUUCUUUCUUUCUUUUUCUUUCUUAAUCUAUGUUUUCUCCAUAUUUCAGGCGACCACCAUUCUUUUCUUUUCUUUUCUUUAUUUCCUUUUUCUUUCUUAAUCCCUGCCGUUCUUUCUUUCUUUCUUUCUUUCUUUCUUUCUUUCUUUCUUUCUUUCUUUCUUAAUCUAUGUUUUCUCCGUAUUUCAGGCUACCAUCAUUUUUUUUCUUUUUUUCCCUUUAUUUCCUUUCUUUUUCUUUCUUUCUUUCUUUCUUUCUUUCUUUCUUUCUUUCUUCUUUCUACCAUUCUUUUUUUUCUCCAUAUUUCAGACCGACCUUUCUUUUCUUUUUUUCUUUUUUUUUUUUUUUUUCUUUAUUUCCUCCCUUUUCUUUCUUUCUUUUCUUUUCUUUCUUUCUUUUUUCUUUCUUUCUUAAUCAGGCGACCACCAUUUUUCUUUUUUCCUUUAUUUCAGGCGUUCUUUCUUUCUUUCUUUUCUUUUUCUUUAUUUCUCCCUAUGUUUUCUCCCUUUUUUUCUUUUCUUUCUUUCUUUCUUUCUUUCUUUCUUUUUUCUUAA
Messenger RNA from Acanthosepion pharaonis, 2832 nucleotides. The record is from the annotation of a GenBank genome assembly. Lineage: Eukaryota; Metazoa; Mollusca; Cephalopoda; Sepiida; Sepiidae.